Messenger RNA from Dibothriocephalus latus, 696 nucleotides. The record is from the annotation of a GenBank genome assembly. NCBI's taxonomy places the organism in Eukaryota, Metazoa, Platyhelminthes, Cestoda, Diphyllobothriidea, Diphyllobothriidae.
UUACGUCUCCCCGAAUGGCUCAAACGCGGCAUCCCAUGUGGUGGAAAUUAUACUAAACUUGCCCAGGACCUUCGCGGUCUGAAACUGCAUUCUGUUUGUGAAGAAGCCCGUUGUCCGAACAUUGGGGAAUGUUGGACAGGCGGGAAAGACGCUGUCCCCACGGCGACCAUUAUGUGGAAUGUGAGCUACAUCGUUCUCACAUCUGUGGACAGGGACGACUUGACCGACGGAGGAGCUGCACACUUUGCCGAAACAGUUAGGCAAAUCAAGGCCGCGACGCCGUCCAUGCUCGUAGAGUGUCUGCUCCCGGAUUUUCGUGGCAACAUCACGUCAAUUAAUACAAUGGUCGACUCGGGAUUAGAUGUUUAUGCCCACAACGUAGAAACCGUAGAGGCUCUGCAGAACAUCAUGCUGGGUCUGGGGGAGACAGAUGAGGAAGUGAUGCAGACCCUAAAGGAUCUUCGGUCGGUGGGCGUGGAUUGCGUGACUCUGGGCCAAUACAUCCAGCCUACGCGACGGCACCUCAAGGUGCGGGAGUACGUGCAUCCAGACAAGUUCGCAUAUUGGGAGGAAGUUGGGAAAAGUUUGGGAUUCCUUUACACAGCCAGUGGACCUUUGGUUCGUUCGUCUUAUCGCGCGGGCGAGUUCUACAUAAAGCACAUAAUCGACACAAAGCGCCGAAUGAAGACUACUUAA